Eucalyptus grandis is the source of this 802-nucleotide messenger RNA. RefSeq names its product chaperonin-like RBCX protein 1, chloroplastic. Gene Ontology annotation, molecular function: protein folding chaperone. The transcript is spliced from 6 exons. Lineage: Eukaryota; Viridiplantae; Streptophyta; Magnoliopsida; Myrtales; Myrtaceae. The record is from RefSeq and is a predicted model, not a curated record. Gene Ontology annotation, biological process: ribulose bisphosphate carboxylase complex assembly. The coding region runs from base 61 to 591 and encodes 176 amino acids.
CACAGGAAUCACACACAAAGGAUAACGAAAAGCUCCAAGCUCUUGAGCUACAGACCAGCCAUGGAGUCCUGCACAGUCCUCCCGUUUUCUCGGAGCCUCUCCCUGCUAUCUCGGAGACACGACAGAGACGAAGCCUGUCCCUGUCCGGCUUCAUUGCGCGUCAAGCGCCGGAGCUCUCAGCCCACUCGCAUCCAUUGCCAGAAGAUGUACGUCCCCGGGUUCGGAGAAGGAUCGCCGGAGAGGAAAGCUGCGAACCACCUGCACAAGUUCUUCACUCAUAUUGCCGUCCGGAUCGUCAGCGCACAGCUGCAGAGCUAUAACCGGGAAGCGUACGACGAGCUGACGGAGUUUUUGAGCCGACACUCUAUGAACGACGGGGACAAAUUCUGCGCCGACUUGAUGAGGGAAUCCCCGAGGCACCAGAUCUUAGCUUUGCGCAUUUUAGAGGUUCGAUCGGCAUAUUGCAAGCAAGAUUUCGAGUGGGAUAACCUGAAACGACUAGCUUCCAAGUUGAUGGGUGAAGCUAACACAACGCUCAUGAGGGAGUACGUGCUGGAAACCAGUCAUGUGGAAACUGAGAGCGGGAAGUGAUCAGUUUUCUGGUCCAUUUCACCAUGUGCUUUCGGGCCAUACACACGGAUCUGUUCUGUCACCAUUGUACAAUACUGUAUAGCGAUUUUCAACUACCGCAUAGAAGGAGAUCAUUAGAUGAAGAUUCCCAUGUAAAGAACUUUCCUUUCUCCUAUGAUGGGGUCCAACAGAGCUUAUAUUAUGAAGAGAUAUCGAUACCGCCAUUUCUCUA